UGAAACAAAAACCCUAGGAAACGAGAAGAAGUGAGAGAGAUGACGCAGAAGGCGACGCAGUUCAAAGGGCAGCAGAAGAGGAAGACAAUUCCUCCGAACCGCCAUGGGAAGAGCGUUCAAACUCGCAAAGGGAAGCGAAACGUCAAGCCCGCUAAGUUCACCAAGGACAUGGACGCCGAUAGGGAGAUAACAAAGUUCAUAAACCAUUGCAAUGAGGUGAAGGCGGCCACUGCUGCAAACAAAGAAGGUGGCCAGCUAAGUAUUGUCAAAUCUGCUCCAGAGUCGGAUAAUGGUGGAAAACAAUAGUAGUUUCCAAGCUUGCAAAGUUGUGGAUGUAGAGAAUAUAGAUUGUCUGCAAAAAAGUCUAAACCUGACAUUGUUGAACAUCUUUUGUGCUGAUGUUGUACUAUUAGAUUUCCUUGUUCAGCUUCAGUGCAUUGAAUACUUUGUAGCUUGUUAACAAUUCAGGCCUAAAGUUUUGGGGUAUGUCAGUUUUUGACUAAGUACCAUUUGAAGA
Messenger RNA from Rosa rugosa (rugosa rose), 517 nucleotides. RefSeq lists its product as uncharacterized. The record is from RefSeq and is a predicted model, not a curated record. Lineage: Eukaryota; Viridiplantae; Streptophyta; Magnoliopsida; Rosales; Rosaceae. The coding region runs from base 40 to 306 and encodes 88 amino acids. The transcript has 2 exons.